GCUUUCAAAGAGAUGCUGUAUGCUGCUCAGGACCAGGCCCCGUCUAUCGAAGUCACAGAUGAAGAUACUGUCAAGCGGUACUAUGCCAAAUUUGAGGAGAAGUUCUUCCAGAUGUGUGAAAAGGAGUUGGCCAAAAUCAACACCUUCUAUUCUGAGAAGCUGGCAGAGGCUCAGCGGCGAUUUGCCACGCUGCAGAACGAGCUGCAGUCCUCGCUGGAUGCACAGAGGGAGAGCUCAGCCAGUGGGCGGGGCCUGAGGAGGAGGAAGACUGUGUUUGCCUUGUCACAGCAGGAACGAUGCAAGCACAGGAACAUAAAGGACCUGCAGCUGGCCUUCUCAGAGUUCUACCUCAGCCUUAUACUGCUGCAGAACUAUCAGAACCUGAACUUUACGGGCUUCAGGAAGAUCCUGAAGAAACACGAUAAGAUCUUGGAGACGUCGCGGGGAGCCGACUGGCGGGUGGCCCACGUUGAAGUAGCUCCGUUUUACACGUGCAAGAAGAUCACCCAGCUCAUCUCUGAGACCGAGGCGCUGGUCACCACAGAGCUGGAGGGCGGAGACAGGCAGAAGGCCAUGAAGAGGCUGAGGGUCCCUCCGCUCGGAGCUGCACAGCCUGCUCCUGCCUGGACCACCUUCAGAGUCGGCCUUUACUGCGGAGUCUUCCUCGUCUUAUUGGUCGUUGUGGUCAUCACAGUAGCUGUGGGGACAGAUCGUUCUGAUGUUUGGCCUAUGGUCCGAAUCUACAGAGGAGGCUUCCUGUUAAUAGAAUUCCUCUUCCUGUUAGGCAUCAACACUUACGGCUGGAGGCAAGCAGGCGUCAACCAUGUGCUCAUAUUUGAACUGAACCCCAGAAACAACCUGUCCCAUCAGCAUCUGUUUGAGAUUGCAGGUCUGCUGGGGGUGCUGUGGUGCGUAAGCCUGCUGUCCUGUCUCUUCAGCGACAAGAUCCUGGUGCCGAUGCAGGCCAACCCUCUGGCUCUCUAUGGGCUCUUCUUCCUUUUCCUCAUCAACCCCUUCAAGACCUGCUACUACAAGUCACGCUUCUGGCUGCUCAAACUUCUGUUUCGAGUGGUGACGGCUCCGUUUCACCGCGUUGGCUUUGCAGACUUCUGGCUGGCUGACCAGCUCAACUCUCUGGUGGUGGUGCUGAUGGACCUGGAGUACAUGAUCUGUUUCUACAGCUUUGAGCUGGACUGGACCAAACACAACGGGCUCAUCAGCAGAGGUAACGAUGUGUGCAACUCGUACUCGUAUGGCGUUCGGGCGGUGAUCAAGUGUCUUCCUGCGUGGUUCCGAUUCGUCCAGUGUCUGCGCCGUUACCGUGACACCAAGCGGGCCUUCCCUCAUCUGGUUAAUGCUGGCAAAUAUUCCACCACCUUCUUCGCUGUUACCUUCUCCGCCCUCUACAGCACACACAAAGACGCAGGCUCGGAGGCCCAGAUCUUCUUCUAUCUGUAUAUUGGCUGUUUGGCGCUGAGCUCGUGUUACACUCUGGUCUGGGAUCUGAAGAUGGACUGGGGACUGUUUGACCGCAACGCGGGAGAGAACACCUUCCUGAGAGAGGAGAUAGUCUAUCCACACAAGGCCUAUUACUACAGCGCCAUAGUAGAGGACGUGCUGUUACGCUUCGGAUGGAUCUUAACGGUCACCGUCACCACGCUCGUCACGUUUGACGGCAUCUCUGACAUCUUUGCUACAGUCCUGGCCCCGCUGGAGGUCUUUCGGCGCUUUGUGUGGAACUUCUUCCGCUUGGAGAACGAACAUCUGAACAACUGUGGUGAAUUCAGAGCCGUCAGAGACAUCAGCGUGGCUCCGCUCAACGCCGACGACCAGACCCUCCUGGAGCAGAUGAUGGACCAGGAGGAUGGCGUGAGAAACCGACAGGGCAAGAAGAGCUGGAAGAGGAGCUACAGUAUGAGCCUGCGCAGGCCACGCCUGGCCUCGCAGUCCAAGACUCGUGACACCAAGGUUCUGAUAGAGGACACGGAUGAUGACUCCUGACAUCAGGCCACGCCCCUCGCCUGGGUCCAGAAUUUAUUCAAAGGAGGAAACUCCACCUCCUAACUGAGGAUUUACCCAGAGAGUGGGCGUUGAGCUCCCAACCAGGGAUGAGUUUGAAGCUCGUACCUACGUCAUCUUGUUUUUCUCUGCUUGGGUUCAGGACUGCUCGGACGGAUGAACUCUGACCUCUUAAACAAACAACCCAGCUACGUGUCCAACCUGCUGUCAACACUCCCCGAUGGUGGGCUUAUCACUUAAACUCUACUUUACCCAGGCAGCCUCCCAGAGGUGGAUUCUUAAACUACACCCACUCCUCCACCGCUGCUCGGGCUCUUCUCGAAGCCUCAGCAUAGCACGAGUGAAACACCAGUGACAUUUUCCAUUUCCCAGUGCCGUCUCAGUGCCACACCACUCCCAUACAGGGAGAGGCCAACAAUUUAAGCCUGUUGCUGUCCUUUGGCCAUCAGCAUCCCCCGCUCCCAGCAUCCAGGAAACGACUGGGCAGAGGCCUGUAGUAGGUUAUGUAGUAGCUGCAGAAAUUAGGAACCACCCUGUACUUUGCCCCUCGGAAGGAAAACAAAAACACAACGGGUUAAAACGAGUCCUCCGCAGCAGACGGUGCUGAUGGACAUCUGGUAACUGUGGCGUCCCCGUGCUGUUCAGCUUGAUCACUCAGUCAUCACAGAGCUGCCUACCUGCACCUUACAUGCUUUAGAAACAUGCACUUUGUAGGAGCGUGAGAUGGAGGCCCAUCAUGUCUCGACACACGGACGGUGAUUUUAGUGUUUCAUCGUUGGUGGACGUGCAACGCUCAGCCAUUAUUCACUAUAAGGAGACAGAAACGUGGCUUUUUCUUUGUACCUGUUGUUGUAAAUGUACCACGGACCAAAGUUCAGUGUGUGUGGAAAUAUUUAGUGAGUGCCACACAGAAAACACACUGUGUAGUGCUGCCGGCUGUUCGGCUGUGGAGCUAAGAAGGAGUUCUGCUUUUGAAGGAUGAUGAACGACCGUCAUCCUGUCGUAGUUCCCACUCACCCGCCCCGGGGAAUGGUUUGAAUGUACAUCACAUUAUUCGUAUAGGUGUAGAUCUGCCACCUCGUCGGGUUUGAACAAACUUGUGUUGUCCCCUGAAAUCGUGAUUUGAAAACCUGAAGACUGUUUGAGUAGAAACAGUUGGUUUGUGCAACAUGUCGUCUUUGGGCUGGUUCACUGAAAUAUGAGGGUGGAGACGAAGGCAGAGGUCACCUGUCUGUCAUCAGUGUCUGUCUGUCAGCAGGUGGUGUACUGAAACCUGAUUGGCUACGUGUAUGCUAACUUGGGCGUGACUGGGCUGAAGCUUGACAGCAAGAAAUGCCGCUCUGAAACAAAGUGUGUGCAGCACGAAGCUGUGAGUCUUAAGAAGGAACAGUCUUAGUUGUUGCCUUUUUGACCUUCCUGCAGCAGGGGAGCGAUUCCUGGUUUGUGCGCCAUCAUCAACAGGUCGCACACAUCGGUCUGUUUUCACUGCUCGUUUCUGCCUGAUGAUGUUUCUUAGAGACGGGACAACACUGGAGGAAAGGCUUUCCUAAACGUUGCUCGAUGAUCGGUUGCUCUUCACGUUCCAAAAGUCGUCAGCUCCCUUUUGCUUCGUGCUUGGAUGAGAUCGCGUCUGACGACAGCUUCUACAAAGUGUUGCUGUCUGUGUUUUCAUGAGGCGGCGGUUCGUUUUAUGUACUUAGUUUUAAUGUUGUGUGGAUGCAUUUGGAAGUCCUGGCGUGUGAUGGCCUAAGACUUGUGUGCACUUUUUUACUUUUCUCUGCGGAGCCUCGUUGUGAUGUUUCUGUUCUGCUGUAUUUGCCUCCGUACAGACUGAGGCUCUUUCAAUCCUCACAAUGCAUCCAAAUACAUGUUUGCGUCUUAAUGUUUUACAUUUGGGAAGUUCUGAUUUGGAUCCUCAGUUUAUUUCUCAGCUGAAAUAAGAAGCACGUUAGCGUUAGGCUAUCGUCGGAUAACAACAUUCCCAUAGUUUCUGUUUUUUCCUUAUUAUUGAGCUAAAAUAAAGACAAAUAGAUUCCAUAGUAUAUCAAAGUUUGUACGUCUGAUGCUAAUUAUCAUUUAUGAUCACCAUCACACGCUGUCUGAGAUUUGUCCACCACAUUAAACAUGAUUCCACUUCCAGUCACCAGAUUAAAAAACAGAGCGUGCUCCCUGAUUGGUCGGUGAGUGCUUCCUGUUAGCUGUCAUGUUGCUACGUGACUUCCCUGUGAUUGCCAGGGUUGCUCGCAGUUUGCCUGGAAUAUGCUGACUGAGCAGUUUUCUAAUUGCCUCCGAGCUGUGGGAAGUGUGUCCCGUCUGGAAUUGGAGAACUUUUUCCUUCAAAGUAAAAGCUGCGCCUCAACACAUUUAAGGUGCAGCUAUUACUCUGAAGGGGAACGUUGUGUUUCCAGUUGCACUUUUCACAUUAUCAGUUCUGCAGGGGGCGUGGCCAACAGGUGUGUGCAGACACGUCAGCAUCUUCCAUGCAAACUGCAGACUAACAAGCACUACAUACCUGUGACCAGGUUCACCAACCAGCUGCUGGUGACCUGAUGGUCAUCUGACCCGACCGUCAGAUGACCAUCUGACGCGCUGCCACCACAUGGUCACUUUUUAUGAAAUGAAACAGUAAAAAUGAUCUGCAGAGACCAUCGCUGUGCUAGCUGUUAGCUUGUGACAGGAGGUGUAAUGCUUCAGCCCGACUGACUGAUUUUACUGCAUCACUUUUAAAAUGCCUCCGUGUAGCUGACAGUCCAGGAUUGGACCAGGAUAUGAUGCUUCUGUUUCCCAACUACAACAUGGAGCUCUGGCAGGUUUGAGUAUGUAACAGUGUUCAUACUGGCUCUAUAAAUGUGGAGUCAAACCGACCUGACGGUGCGUUUCCCUACAUCCUGUGUCUGCUUUCAGUUUCAGCGAGCGCUCCGGGAGCUCGUCUGCUCAUUCCUCACGCACACAUUCAUGCACUCUAACAUUCCCACAGCGACCCUUUGAAAACCUCGUUUCCUGAUACGUUUCCAAGCAUUUGCCGACUGUAGCUCGAGCUCAGGGUUCAUGUCCGUCACAGACACACUGAGCGUGACAGGGUCGUCCUCGGGUAACCAUCAGAGAGCAGCACAUGUUCGUCCGACACGGUCGCUCCACCCAAAGACGAGUCAGUCCCGUGUUCGUACUGUUACUUUGUAGCUCCUCAGGUUUCACAUUGACACACAGAUUAAAAUACAGUGAAGCCAUCGAUGCAUUGUGAACAGUGUGUUUCACAUUGGCAGGAGAGUGGGAGACGCAAUGUGAUGAAGAUUUUGUACUCAGGAUAUUGUGAGCACACUUGCACCUUAACAUGCUAACUCACGAGCAGCUGCGGAGCCCCCGACUGCACGCAGCCCCCCAUCACCCCGCGUGCCCUUUGCGUCUGUUUGCCUCCUGUUGUGCAUCCAAGUCCAGGACCAAAUAACAUGUUGUGAUGCAGAAAGUCUAAGUUGGGCUUCUUUUCAUGUAUUUACAUUGAAUGCAUCAGUUGCUUCAUGAUUUCAGCUGCAGGCUGACUUGGCUGUAGCUUUAUUUUACACUCCGUUUUUAUACGCCUGUGAGACUUUAAAAAUGUUUGAUGUUAUGACAGACAGGUGACGCCCUCCACCCUGAUGAAGCUGCCCAGCAGUAGAGUGUAGGCCUGGGCCACACUUCACUAUGAUGUUGGGAUUGUCAGAAACGUGCCACCAAAAGCCAAAUCGAAUGUUUGAUCUAGUUUGUGAUUUUUCCCUUUUUUUGUUCACAUAUUUUAAUCCAUGUUGAAAUUUAAAUGUUAAUUUUGGUCAAAAUGUUUUGGAUGACAUUAUACAUUUGAUAUGUUUCACGGUUCAAAUAAAACGUUGUAUAGAGACCUGUGUUAAUAUUUCAUACCUCACCAAGUGGGAGAGUCGAUAGCCUAGAACGGUGGAAUCUGCUGUUUUGGAGAAUGUCUGAACCCUCGGUGAUUUCCCAACAUUUCACACUGGACAGCUGACUCUGAACAACAUGUCAGUAAAAGGAGAUCAAAGGUCAAAGACUUGAGAUUCUGUUGGUUUUCUCCUGGGCAGGAAAAUGAGGUUGUCUACACAAUAUUAGCUGGUCACUCUGUCAGGUAUUUUCCAUCAUCUUGGCCAAGCGCUAUGUUGUGUUAGGUGUGUUCUUUGACCAUAUACUGUACAUAACCGAAGCAUGUAACCUCUACAGUUAGUGAAGCAUCACUUCCCCAUUCACCCAUUUCCUUAUCCUCUUGUCCCACCUGGGGGAGGUCCAUAACUGGGCUAAAGGUCAUUAGCUUAGCAGCCAGAUGGCACAUGGACCGAGGGGUGAUGCACACUCAGACAGUAGUGACUUAUAAGUUACACAGUAAGACAUGCCUGGAUUUAUCUUCCUCCUGGAUUCUAAUGGAGACCGUGAUGAAAAAAUCAAUCUCGUUUUGUAUUCGUCAGUGUGUGAAACUAGCCACUGGGACCAUGAACUCAUCAGGAAAAUGUUUACUGUGGUCACAGAUCGAGCCAACUGGGAGCCCUUUAAAGAUGGAUGUAGCUACAGUGAUGUCACCCUUUGAGCCAGGAGUUUUUCACUUUUCCUGGGCCAUUGGUUUGCAAAAAACCUGAGGCGGGGCUGGGGGGUUCUGAUUGUCAUCAGCCAAUGAUAACACACUUUGAAACGUAGUAUGACCAAGAUUUGCAAACUAAAUUUUUUUUUUUUAUUACAUUUGACCCAAAAGCAGUGGAUGAGAUCAUAAACUGGGUAUGAAGGUGUGUGCAGAGGUGGAGACCGCCACUUUCCCAGCUCUGUGAGGCUUUUUGCAACCACAGCUAUCGCCAUCUGGUGGCCUAAAAUAGAAUGCAAGUUUUUAAGCACUUCUGCUUUAGCUUAAUUUUUCUGACACAGAUGCCAUGCCCAGGUUUUAUCUGUCUACAGUAAUCCCCCUGUGCUGCCAGCGAAGGAUCGAGGUUUGUGUGUUUCAGGGCACACUGUAUGUCAUCUGGACCCAGCAUUAGACCAGCACAGAGGAUUCUGUCAAGAGCAACACUUUCAACAGAAUUGAUUGUGAUUGGCUGCUAAGUUGUAAUACUCCUUGAAUGAAACGCAUGAAGAUUUCUGUAGAGGAAGCAGCACGGCUCGUCACUCCCAGGUGUCUUUUUAGCUGCAGUAACAGGUAAACAGGGUUUUUAUGAAUGAACUUUUGCAAACUCAUUUUCCUGCAGCAGCUCUGAGUUUUCUCUGAGGCAUUUAUUCUUCAAGCAGCGGGAUCUUAUUUUUCUCAAAACCUUUCAACAGUUUGGUAACACUCCAGUCUGCGUGGAACCCUUACUGGCCGGUUCUGUUAGAUCCAUUAUCAUCCUCCAAGAAUCUCCACACCAAUGGGUCCGCAGCAUGGAACAUUGCACAGGACAAAGAUCGAGGGACAUGAUUUGUUUUACACAUUUGAAUGUAUUUUUACACCAAAAACGUGCAUUUUUUGGUGUGAUUGGUUAAAAUGUGGAGUGAUCUGAGACACUAACCUUCUAAAUGUGGCACAUGAAGAAGGUUGGCUCGAACUAUCUUGGAGACCAUAUGGAUGAAAUAAGAUUUACACAGGAAUAAAGCCCUAAUCGGGCUCAUCCCCAACUACCAAAACAAGUGUGGGUUUUUGUUUGUUUUUUUACAACUGUAAACACUUUUAAUUUGCAUUGUGACCCAGAACCAUUUGGUUUUACAUUAUAUAUGGAUGAACAUACUCAUUAGAAGCAUUGUAUAAUCAAAGACUGAUCUGUGAGUGUUGUCUUGUAUGUACAGUAGUAGCGUAAUGCUACAGGGGCACCUGGUUCACCAACUCCUGUUACACGUUUUUCAGUAAAAUGAGCUAAAGCUGUAACUUG
This is a messenger RNA of Haplochromis burtoni (Burton's mouthbrooder), 7883 nucleotides long. Its product is annotated as xenotropic and polytropic retrovirus receptor 1 homolog. Gene Ontology annotation, cellular component: cytoplasm; Golgi apparatus; plasma membrane. NCBI's taxonomy places the organism in Eukaryota, Metazoa, Chordata, Actinopteri, Cichliformes, Cichlidae. Gene Ontology annotation, molecular function: inositol hexakisphosphate binding. The record is from RefSeq and is a predicted model, not a curated record. Gene Ontology annotation, biological process: phosphate ion transport; cellular response to phosphate starvation.